Brassicogethes aeneus is the source of this 6164-nucleotide messenger RNA. Lineage: Eukaryota; Metazoa; Arthropoda; Insecta; Coleoptera; Nitidulidae. The record is from the annotation of a GenBank genome assembly.
CGGCAGUAUGUGCAAAGCUUGGCAAGCGGGUUUGUGGUAAGUGGAGUGUAUGUUGUGUGGCUCCGUAUUUUCUGCGAUUUCUCAUGUGGAUUAUUCGUCAAAAUACGCAGACACAAGAUACAAUGCGUUUUACUUCCUAAUAUGAGAUCCCUUAGAAUGGGAUAUCAAUUGCAUCUCCUAAAUAAUCGAACCAGCUGAUUGGUAGGCCCAGGUCACAUAUUUAUUUUAAGUUAAUUGGGCGCAAACAUGAAUGAUACAAGAGAAGCACCACCCCGUAAUGAUACUCCAGUGGAUCCAAUCAAUGGGGUGGUUCAGCCUCUUGUUAACCCAGCUCCGGAAAGGCCAGGUCGUGUCACUAAUCAGCUCCAAUUUCUACAAAAAACUGUGCUUAAGGCUGUCAGCAAACAUCAAUUUGCAUGGCCUUUUGCAGCACCUGUUGAUGCUAAAAAACUCAAUUUGCCUGACUACCAUAAAAUAAUUAAACAACCUAUGGACCUGGGAACAAUAAAAAAGAGACUGGAUAACAACUACUAUUGGUCAGGCAAAGAAUGCAUACAAGAUUUUAACACAAUGUUUUCAAACUGUUAUGUGUACAAUAAACCAGGUGAAGAUGUGGUGGUUAUGGCACAAACUUUGGAGAAAGUAUUUCUUACCAAAGUAGCAGAUAUACCCAAGGAUGAAGUAGUUGUGGAACCACCAGCAAAAGGUGGCAAGGGCAAAAAGGGAAGAACAAGUAGUGGGUCAGGAACCGGUGGAGCUACACCCACAGCAGGGAGAGGAAGACCUCCAGGUGCUGUCUCUUCAACUAGCGCGACUCCAGUGGCAACAACAACAGGAUCAUCAGGUCUACCACUAGGCACACAAGCUCCCACCACAGUUCCUGGCAGUACUGCCACAACAACAAUCACACCUGCAUCGACACACAGCUCUCUUCCUCCCCAACCAAUAUCACAGAAUUACCACUCAAAUUCCUUAGACCCCUUAUCAACGUCUGUUUUACCAGGCAGUGUUGUACCCCCUUCACAACCUGCAAAGUCAAAAAAAGGAGUUAAAAGAAAGGCUGAUACUACAACGCCGACGGCUAACGCUUACGACUACAACCCACCGUUGGAAUCAAAAUCGGCCAAAAUAAUAAACAGGAGGGAGUCAGGAAGACAGAUUAAAAAACCGAUCAGGCCUGAACUGGACGGUCUAGUACCAUACAACCAGGCCACCAUUUCCCCAAUGACCAAUAUAAAUACCGCCACACCUCAGCAUGCUGCGUUGAAGACGAAAGAGAAACUCAGCGAAGCCUUAAAAGCGUGCAAUGAAAUUUUAAAGGAACUCUUCUCCAAAAAACAUUCAAGCUACGGAUGGCCAUUUUAUCAGCCAGUGGAUGCCCAGCUAUUGGGCUUGCACGAUUAUCACGACAUUAUCCGAAAGCCUAUGGACUUGGGCACUGUUAAACAAAAAAUGGACAACCGCGAGUACCGUACCGCGCAAGAGUUUGCCGGCGACGUGAGACUGAUAUUCACAAACUGUUACAAGUACAACCCCUCGGAUCACGAUGUCGUGGCCAUGGCACGAAAGCUGCAGGAUGUAUUUGAAGUCAAAUUCGCCAAAAUUCCAGAAGAACCAGUUAAUAGGAUAGGUGGCCCACCCGUCAAGUCCGAGUCCAGUUCGUCUGGCUCCAGCUCGGAAUCUUCGAGCGAAACAGAGGAUUCCGAGGAAGAAAGGCGGAACAAACAGCUCAAGUCUCUGGAAAAAGAGCUGAUAAUGAUGCAAGAAAAAAUGCGCAAAUUGGUAGAGGAGAGUUCAAAGCGAAAGAAGGAAAAGAAAAAGCAAAAGGAGAAGGAAAAGCCAAAGAAGACGGUAGCGAACAAUAACAGCAGCAGCGGCAACAGUAACAACAGCAUUGGAGUGCGCGGUCCCAAACCCAGCUCGGUGGCUUCCGGUUUCCCUGCUGCGAAUCGCAGCAACCGGGCGGCCAAACCUGCGAGCAAAGCCGGCAGAAAGAAGCAACAAGCGGCUCCGGCCCCGCUGGCGUUCGAUUCCGAGGAUGAAGACAACGCUAAACCGAUGUCGUACGACGAGAAGCGACAGCUCUCGUUGGAUAUCAAUAAGCUGCCUGGCGACAAAUUAGGAAAAGUUGUACAUAUAAUCCAGUCUCGCGAGCCAUCUCUGAGGGAUUCGAAUCCGGAUGAGAUCGAAAUCGAUUUCGAAACGUUGAAGCCUUCGACGUUGCGUGAGCUCGAGAGCUAUGUCGCAUCGUGCCUACGUAAAAAGCCACGUAAGCCCUACUAUAAGAAAGUGCAAGGUAAAUCAAAAGAUGAACAAAUGGCGGAAAAAAAACAGGAGCUAGAGAAAAGACUAUUGGAUGUCAAUGAUAAAAUAGGAACUAAAAAGGCACCCAAAAAAGAAGAGGCAAACAAGGUGGACCCGACAGGCGCGGGCGGGCCUUCCGGCCGGUUAUCGUCCAGUUCGAGCAGUUCCGAUUCUGACAGCAGCAGUUCGAGCCUGUCGAGCAGCAGUAGUGACUCCAGCGACAGCGAAGCAGGUACAGGCAAAGGUCAACCUAAAAAGAAAGCCAAAAAAUCACCCAACCCUGCAGGAAAUACAACGAGUAUACAGAAACCACCUAUAUUACCACCACAACCAGCACAACCAACCGCCGCACCACCAACAAACAAUACAACAAAUCUACCUGUGGCGAGCAACAACAGUGAGGUACCACCUCCAUCUUCCACUUCCAGCUCCAUAUCCUCCACUCAAUCACAAAACAGCAACCAUGCAGCAUCCAACAACAAAUUUAUUACCAAUCCUAGUCCGAUGCCCUCAGUUGCCAGUCGUAAACCUUCCGUCGAAAAGCCGCCCGUCUCGUUGGCGUCGCAAAACAUUGCACCUCCCACCGCUCCUCAGGUGCCAAAACCGGUCGCCCUUCCUACCCCGUCACCCGACAAACCUAAACCUAAUAUCUUAUCACCGUUGUCUAGUGCGUACACGGACCCGCUCGAACAGUCCCUGGCUAGGUUAGAGCAUGACAUAGCAAAAUCCGAACCAAUGGAAGUCAAGUCCGAGGCCCUCGACUUGCCCGGCAAUCUAUUACCAAUGCCGCCUGUCCUUAGCAAUCCCAUGCUAAAUCCCAACAUCAACUCUAAUCCUAACCUACUCCCUGCUUUGCAGCCAAAUUUGGGCAUGGACAUGAAACAGCCCAUUGGGAUGAUGCCAAUGAUGCCGCCGAACUUGCAAAUGCUAGGUAUGCACAAUCCCUUGGAAAAUGACAUUGCAUCGCUGAUGCAAAACAGCCACCCGCCCUACAUGAUGCAUUCCCAAAACAACGGAAUCGGUAUGAAGAACGAAUACGACAUGCACACAAACAACAACGGCAUUUCUUCCAUGGGUCUGCCCAUGGAACUCUCUAUCCCGACCAUGUUCGACUCGCUUCCGCUACAGAUGAACAACAGCGGGAUGAGAAAAGAUCAAAAUCCGCCCAAAAUGGAUGAAAGAAUGGACCUGGGGCACAUGGGUAUGAGCAACGACAAAAAAUCUCACAACAUGGACUCCCAUAAGCAGCAUUCUCAAUCCUUCGCCGCUGGGUACAAACCUAACAAACCAGACCACAACGUAAAGAAUGCCAGUUCCUGGUCUAGCCUUGGAUCCAACCUUGGAAAAGGCAGUUCGCCUCAGAGUAACAGCCAAGGCGGCAGCAGUAAACAAACAGUCAUGGAGAGCUUCAAGGCGUUCCAGAACAAGGCAAAAGAGAAGGCCGAUCGCGAGAAACAGCGCUUGGAGAAUUUGGAAAUGAAGCGGUUGCAAAGAGAACAGGCUGAAAAGGAAAGAAUACGCGCGGAAAACGAAAGAAGAAGGGAACGUGAAGAAGAAGAUGCACUGGAGAAAGCAAGGAAAGCGGUGGCUGAACAACAACAGCAACAACCUAUACCUGUACAACGAGUUGAAGAACUUAGAUCGUCACCUGGUGAAGGAAGCAUCUCUCCUGGUUCCCAGAGUUCAGGUUCCGAAAAGACGGAAAGGGAAAGACAGCGAUUACAAGAACAAGAAAGAAGACGAAAAGAAGCGAUGGCCAAUAAAAUUGACUUGAAUAUGCAAAGUGAUCUUAUGGCUGCAUUUGAAGGUUCAUUAUAAUAAGUAGUGAGUGAAUGGGUGACACUCUUGAGUGCAACAUUUAUGUAAUUAUGUGUAUUUAAAUAUUAAUUUUAUCAAGUGUUACAGACAUUAUAAGAACGCUCAAAAACUUUUUGAGGCUUCCAUCAUGAGUUAAGAUUUAAACGAAUUUAUGAUUUUCUUAUGCCUAACUCAUGUUUUUAAUUGUUUUUUUUAGUUAGAUUAAUUUCACAUAGUGUACAUAGGAAUGACUUUAUAUUAAUUAUUAUAAACUGUACAGAUACCAGGGGUUUAGAAUAAGUUUUCCACGCUAAUUAAAAAAAAAUAAAAUGAACGAGUUUGGCAUUUCACAACAGCAAGUAUAUCUAGCAGAUUUAAUUAAAUACCACAUAUUGACGUAAUUACCUCACAGGUUCAGUAUUUGGUAUAUGGUUGUAUAAUAUUAAGAUACUCAUAAUUUUUAUUCUAUGUCUGGUAUUUUAUAUCUUGCUGUUUAAAUGCUUAAAAUGCUGCCAGUAAUUAUUGAAAACAUUAAUUAAUUUAUGAAUAAAUACAAAACAUGUACAUAAAAUAUUUAACAUAAAAAAGUAUUCACGUUUAUGAGUAUGUAAUGUUUGGAUAAAUUCAAGUAGUACAUUUCUAAAUUUAUUUAUAAUGUUUUUCAUGUGUUAAACUUAAUAUAUUUUUUAAUGAAAUAGUACUUUUCUCAAUAUUAAUUUUAUUGGCUAAACAUAUUAUGAUUUAUAAUAAUUUUACUAUUUCUGUAUCUCAACAAAAUUUUAAGUUAGAUAUGGGGCAAUAAAAAUAACAACACCAGUAAAUUUAUUUAACAUCUGCAUUUAAAAGAUUUGGAUUUUACUUUUACAUUCAUUUUUAAAUAUAAUAAUUUAUAGAAAACAUUGAGAAUAAUUUUGUAUGUGCUACAUUGUUUUUGCCUAACAUUUGAAUUUAGUAUCAUUACAUGAUAUAAUACCUGACCACAAUUUAAAUGAAUAAUAUCUAUAUGUAUAGAUAGUUUUAUAUUUUAAUUAGUAGUAAAAAUGAGUGUAAAAUUUAAAAAUAACAUUUACUAUUGUCAGUGAUCAUAUUGUUAAUUAAUAAAAUACGUCUAAUGUUUUAAAAGGCAGCAGCUAAUACAAUAAAAUACAAAAAAUCAUUUUGUAAAAAACUAUUUAUUGCAUUAAAUAGAAGGUAUAUUUGAAGCUAUUAUUAGGAAUAUCAAUUUAACAACUAUUUAUUAUUAUUUUUAAAUUAAUUUAGAAGGUGCACCUUUACUAAUUGCAAUUUUCUAUACAGAAAAAUGGUGGUCAUAAGUUAAGAAUUAUUUUAAAACUUAAUUAUAACAAGAUAUUAAAAAAUAAACUAAAAAGUACUACAAUUUGAGUUCAGUAGCAAUAAGAUAAGGUACUAAUGACCUAUCUCAGUUUUGAAUUUUAAAGAGCUUUUUGAAUAAACUUUUUUAUACAUUUAUAAAGAUGUUGUAAUUUUAAUAAGGAUUUUAUUAAUUAAAAUGGAUUUUUACAGGAACUUACUGUUAAUCACAUUAUUUUGAAUUUGUGCCAUGCUCAUUAGCUUAAUGUGGCCUUUUUAUAAUAAUCAUAUAACCUGAUGGAUAUAUAUAUAUAUUUGUUUUACUUAAAAGAUUCAAAGUUUAUUCAAAUAGUCCUUAAUCUUUUAGUCCAAAAUGCUUUUAAGAAUAUGCUGUAUAAAUUAUUGUAAUAUAAUAAUUAGGUAAUGUAAUUGUAGUGGUAGAAAUGUCUUACAUUACCAAACACAUUUUACUCCUUUUGUACAGGACAAUUGAAAUUUCAAUUGUAUCCUGUUUAUAAAAUAUUUUAAAAUUAUAUUUAAAUCACAAAUGUUAAUAACUGGUUUGAUUAUCCUGUACAAAUUUAGACACAAAAUGCAGUUAAGCAUUUUUUUGAUGAAAUAAAAUUCAUUUACCUUUAUUUAUAGUAAUACAUAAUUGUAAAAUAAUUUAUGAUGUAUGGCUGUUAUAUAUUUUUUCAUUAUUUUGAAUUAAGUCAUGAAUAGUGAUGUUAGAAUAAAUAUUUAAGACAUAA